Molecule: messenger RNA, 3332 nt
Organism: Pectinophora gossypiella (pink bollworm)
Lineage: Eukaryota; Metazoa; Arthropoda; Insecta; Lepidoptera; Gelechiidae
Gene: mei-P26
Product: brain tumor protein-like
Exons: 9
Coding region: 321-2954 (877 amino acids)
Biological process (GO): positive regulation of DNA-templated transcription
Cellular component (GO): chromatin; nucleoplasm
Molecular function (GO): protein binding; ubiquitin-protein transferase activity; zinc ion binding
Source: RefSeq, a predicted model, not a curated record
AACCGAACGAUUAUCUAUCAACCGACGGAUGAGGACGAAGAAAAAUCAAUACACGCGAUUGUAUUCGUCUUUUUAAAAUGAGAACGUGACAAAACAUUUAAUCCAUCGAAAGAAACCAUUUUUAUUUAAAAAAAAUAUCUGCAAAGGUUUGAUGCUCAUUUUUUAUUUAUUUACAUAGUGAUGAAUUUUCUCAUAGUUACGGCGUGGUAGAACAUUCUGCGCGUUGAUUAUCUGCUUUUUCUGCAAAUUAUACCUGUUAGAGAUUCUUGUUGUGUAAGGUCAAGAUUAUACAUUAUACACCAACAUAAUUAUAAGUUAAAAUGGAAGAAAUGAAUGGGGAGCUUUACGGGGAUGGGUUAGUAAGCCUUGAUGAAGGAUCCUUGGAGUCCACUGAUAAUGGGAAACAGGAGCAAAAUUGCAAAAUUUGCGACAAUAAGCUAUGUAGUCCACGGGUGUUGUCUUGCCUUCAUGUAUUCUGUGAAGCUUGCAUUGAUAAGUUGAUGGUUAAUGAAGCUGGAGAUUCUCUAAAAUUUGAUCUGGCUGUUGAGUGCCCAAUAUGCAAGCAAGAAACCAAGAUCCCUGGAGGUGGAGCUUCCUCACUCCCUUCUGAUUACCUGCUUACCAACAUCUUGGAUGUGUCGGCUAUGGACCAGUCUGUUGUGUGUACUUGCUGUAAGAGCAAGGAACCUGCUGUCGCUAGGUGUACCGAUUGUUCUCAUUUCUUAUGUUCCAACUGCAAUUCUGCUCAUGAGUUUAUGAGGUGCUUCGAGAAUCACCGGGUCGUUCCAUUCGACGCGCUCAGGUCCUCCAAGGAGAAGUCUGCCGUGCAUAAGCCGAUUUUCUGCACUCGUCACGUUGGAGAAAGUCUUAAAUUCUAUUGCUGCGAGUGUGAGGUCGGGGCUUGUACUGAGUGUCUUACUGUAGACCACAAAGUUGGUGAACAUCGCUGUGAGCGCAUUGUUGAUGCGGAGCCAAAUCUGCGGGCUGAAUUACGCAACUUUAUAGUCGAAGCCAAUGCCCGCGCAGCGGCCGCUGGUAGUGCCUCAGCGCGCCUUGACGAUGCUCUCGGAGACCUGCAGCGCCAACGCGAUGAUGCCGAAGCAGUUAUAAACGAAGCUUUCCAUGCCUACAAGGCUGCUCUUGAACGACGCCGCGAAAAAGCUCUCGAAGAACUCGAGCGUCUUCAUAAAGAAAGGGAGCUUAAAGUGAUGGAUUUAUUUGAUCGUGUCGACAAAACUGUUCAGCGUAUCGAUUGCGCUUGUAAGUUUACUGCGAGGCUACUGCGUCGCGGUGAUGGUACUGAAAUAGUCAUGCUAAAGAAAACUGUGGCUUCUCAAUUUGCGCGUCUGUUGGAGGGAGCACCUGAGUUUGAUGUCGAUUAUUCUUUGGAGUUUGUCACCAAGAUGGAUAAGUUUGAUGCAGUCACAGAAGAAACAUUUGGAACAUUCCGUACUGAAGCAACCCGUGCUGAAGAAAGAAAGCGCGCAAGCGAGUCAUCCGCUAUUGUGUCCGUGGUAUCAAACUCCCACUCUCCCGCUGUUUCCGUAACCAGCGCCCCCGUAUUCGAUGAUUUUCCUAUGGGAAAUGCUCGCCGUGUGACUGGAAUGACAGGAGUCGGUAACAUGGUGGGAGUCACCGGUGUCGGCGGCGUGCCCGCUAUCGGGGUGCCUGGAGUGGGCGCCGUGCCGGGAAUGAGCGCGGUCACUAACACCAGCGUCAUUUCUGGAGUUGUUAACGUCAACAGUGUAGCCGGAGUCGGGGCAGUAACGGGUGCGGGUGGCGUACCCACAUUGCCUUCGAUGGUGGAAUACAAUUUGCAACAAUUGGCAAGCAUUGCCGAGAAAGAAGUUCCGCCGCCGCCUCAUGCAUCGCCCGCUCCAUCUUUCACUCUUGCCGAGCUGCUAGCUGGAGACCUAAACUCCCCUCAAGCCUACAAUAAUCUGCAGGCGCUCGCCAAGCUCGGAUUAAAUACGGAUGCUAACAAUGGUUAUGGAGGAGUGGGAGGCGUGGGCGGUAUCGGCGGGGUGGGUCCGCGCGGUGUGUCCAUCGGGCGGCCGCUGCUGACGGCCGCCGAGGAGGCCGCGCUGGUGGCCCCUCCCGCGCCGCUUGUGCGUGCUACAAAGGCUACACCUAUGCACAUUAGGUUCAAGUUCGGACAACUCGGAGGGGGCAAAGGACAGUUCAACGCUCCGCAUGGAUUCUGUCUUGGAAACGAUGAGGAUAUCAUUGUUGCUGAUACUAACAACCACCGCAUUACGGUGUUUGAUAAAUCUGGCAACCACAAGUUCAACUUUGGAGUGGCUGGCAAGGAGGAGGGCCAGUUGUGGUAUCCGCGUAAAGUGGCUGUCGUUCGCGCCACCGGCAAGUUUGUUGUUUGCGACCGCGGGAACGAAAGAUCGCGUAUGCAAAUAUUCACCAAAAAUGGGCAUUUCCUGAAAAAGAUUGCUGUGCGCUUCAUCGAUAUUGUUGCCGGGUUGGCCGUGACCGCCGAGGGCCUCAUCGUUGCCGUAGACAGUGUGACACCUACCGUUUUCAUUCUAUCUGAGGAGGGCGACCUCAUGAGUUGGUUCGAUUGCAGCGAGUGUAUGAGAGAACCUUCGGACAUUGCCAUUAGUGGCAAGGAGUUCUACGUGUGUGAUUUUAAAGGGCACUGCGUUGUAGUGUUUGACGACGAGGGACGGUUCCUGCGUCGCAUCGGCUGCGAGAAUGUGACCAACUUCCCUAACGGCAUAGACGUAUCGGACGCCGGCGACGUGCUGAUUGGAGACUCGCACGGCAAUAAGUUCCAUGUCGCCGUUUUCUCGCGCGAUGGCGUGCUUGUCACCGAGUUCGAGUGCCCGUAUGUCAAGGUUUCUCGUUGCUGUGGAUUAAAGAUUACUUCUGAAGGCUACAUCGUCACUCUGGCUAAGAAUAAUCACCAUGUUCUAGUCCUCAACACCCUUUACAUUGUUUGAGGAGUAAUUCGAUGGCUGUAAGUCUGCAUACUACAAGAUCUCACAUUUAUUCCCUAUAUUUUAUAUUUUAAUUGCUGUUUUUACAAAGCUUAACGUUUUUGCUAAACCAGUAUUUGACUACUUAUUUUCGUUGUUUUGUGUUGAAUUUCACAUUAGUCUGAUUUUUAAUAUGUACUCUGUCCAUAUGCAGUGCUUGCAGUUCUUAAUUUUCAUCAUCUGGCAUUUGAAGGUGACAAAUAAAGCAUCGCUGCGUAUGGAUAGAUCUUAUGAGUCAUUAUUUCCAAAGUACUGAUACUACUAUAUACAAUAUUUCGGUUUGUUCAUUUCUCAUUUUAUACAGUUGCAUUUAGUUAUAGUAACGCAAAAUCCAAAGUUUAG